Messenger RNA from Mobula hypostoma (lesser devil ray), 633 nucleotides. Its product is annotated as heme-binding protein 2-like. The record is from RefSeq and is a predicted model, not a curated record. Bases 1 to 633 code for a protein of 210 amino acids. The transcript is spliced from 6 exons. Lineage: Eukaryota; Metazoa; Chordata; Chondrichthyes; Myliobatiformes; Myliobatidae.
AUGCUGCCUCUGCUGCUGUGGACUCUGCCCCUCCUGUGUCAGGGGGUCGCGACUCAGUGGAGCCGGGCUCAGCUCACCUGUACCGACGCUUCCGAAUGCCCUUCCUACAUUACCGUGUGUCGGAACUUGGACUACGAGACUCGUGCCUACGCGCCCACUGUCUGGGUGGGCACGCGGGUUCUGCCCUCCGAGGGAAGGUACCAAUCUAUCCGGCGACUGAGGGAAUACUUCAACAAGAAAAACAGACCGGUGAUUCAGAUCGAGCGGACCGCGCCCACUCUUACUAUGUUCCAGAACGUGAACGACGUUCCCAGGCCUAUUGCUGUGUUCGCCUACCUCCCCAGCCGGUUCCUCUUCAACCCGCCCAUUCCUCGGGACGAGCUCGUUUACCUUACCCAGUCCUCGGUCCGGACUAUGUUCGUGCGGUUGGCCAGUCCCUUCCUGUUCAACGUAGAGCACACGUCCCAGGAGCUGUUCGAGGACCUGCUGAGGCAGGGCGAGGCCUUUGCCCAGGACCGUUUCUACGUGGCUGAGUACAGCAGCCCAUUCCGCCUCUUUGGACGACGUAAUGAGGUGUGGUACAUGGCCCUGGGAAUAGGCCACUGUGACCCGGGCCCCGGGAGACCCUCAUAG